This is a messenger RNA of Cajanus cajan (pigeon pea), 1208 nucleotides long. RefSeq names its product deSI-like protein At4g17486. Gene Ontology annotation, molecular function: deubiquitinase activity. Gene Ontology annotation, biological process: protein deubiquitination. NCBI's taxonomy places the organism in Eukaryota, Viridiplantae, Streptophyta, Magnoliopsida, Fabales, Fabaceae. The record is from RefSeq and is a predicted model, not a curated record.
AUUGUGAAAAUAAUCUUGUCCAGUCAUAAGGUAAGGUAAACAAUAAUGGCGGCGAAGUCACUAAAACCAAACUCAAACUUGUAGCCAUAGCCACCCAAUUCGAGUGAGGAACACUCGAUAUCCAACUUUCAAUUCCACACCUAAUUCGUUCGUGUUAAAUUUUCAAUCCCUACUCCUAUCGUAAUUCGUUUGUUCUGUUCUGUUCGCAACGCCAAGAAGAUGGGGUUGUGAUUCUUAAUUGGAGGAGGGAGGACACAAUGCGGUGGUUUCCGUUGAGUACAAUUACAACGUCGGAGAGAGAGCGAGAUAGAGAUAAUAAUAGUCGUGCUUCGGUGUAUCUCAAUGUAUAUGAUCUUACUCCCAUAAACAAUUACCUUUACAUGUUUGGCCUUGGAAUCUUUCAUUCGGGCAUACAAGUUCAUGAUAUUGAAUAUGGCUUUGGAGCACAUGAAUAUCCAAGUAGUGGUGUGUUUGAGGUGGAACCUAGAAGCUGCCCUGGCUUCAUAUUCAGACGAUCAGUGUUGUUGGGCAGCACUGAUAUGUCUAACUCAGAAUUUCGAUCUUUAAUAGAACGUCUGUCUGCAAAAUAUCAUGGAGACACUUAUCAUCUAAUUGCCAAAAACUGCAACCAUUUUACGGAUGAAGUUUGCCAGCAUCUAACAGGAAAUCCUAUCCCUGGAUGGAUAAAUCGGAUGGCUCGUGUAGGUUCUUUCUGCAAUUGUCUUCUGCCAGAAAGCCUCCAGGUUGCUGCGGUUAGACAUAUCCCUGAACAUCUUGCAUUUGCAGAUGAUGAUGGAUCAGGAUCUGAUGGCCUUUCUGCAUCUGUUGAGAGUGAGGAGGAUGAGCCCAAUCACCAUUUGCUAACUGCACCAAAUGGUGAUGUUGCCUUUCUAAAGGAAAAACCAGUUAGGCUGGCACGGGAACACCUAUGAUUUUAAUUGGUUUACCUUCCGUUUUUUAUUCUUUCUUUGUUCUCUUGGCUUGUACCUAUCUAUGAUCCUAGAUUUGAGUGCAACAGAGUUUCUCGGCUGGAAGACUCAAAAUGGAUGCUUUGUAGAACAAAGAUGAUAAUCUGUUGUUGUAUAAUGUCCUGUACGUUUCAAAAUGGACUGGUUGUCCUGUAGAGGCUAUUAGGAGUACAAACAAAAAUGUUUUGGGUAUACUAUUAAAUCUGAUUGAGUUAUUCCUUUGCCAAUCCAUCUUUUUUG